Molecule: messenger RNA, 1725 nt
Organism: Setaria italica (foxtail millet)
Lineage: Eukaryota; Viridiplantae; Streptophyta; Magnoliopsida; Poales; Poaceae
Product: geraniol 8-hydroxylase-like
Exons: 2
Coding region: 49-1545 (498 amino acids)
Molecular function (GO): iron ion binding; monooxygenase activity; oxidoreductase activity, acting on paired donors, with incorporation or reduction of molecular oxygen
Source: RefSeq, a predicted model, not a curated record
UCCCCAGCCUCGUCACGCACAAACAAACCUCUUCAUUCACAAAUUCAGAUGGCAACUGCAGUGCUGCUUCCAUGGCUGCUAUGGCUUGUCCUCUCCCUCAUUGCUCUCUACCUUCUCGACCUCUUUGCACACGCUCGCCGCGGCCUCCCGCCGGGGCCCCGCCCGCUUCCACUAAUCGGAAGCCUCCACCUCCUGGGUGGCCAGCCGCACCGCUCCCUCGCCCGCCUCGCCAAGAUCCACGGCCCGAUCAUGUCCCUCCGCCUGGGCUCGGUCACCACCGUGGUCGUCUCCUCCCCGGACGCCGCGCGGGAGUUCCUGCAGAAGCACGACGCCGUCUUCGCCAACCGAUCCGUGCCCGACGCGGUCGGAGACCACGCAAGGAACUCCGUGCCCUGGCUGCCGCACUCCGCGCGGUGGCGCGCCCUCAGGAAGAUCAUGGCCACCGAGCUGUUUGCGCCGCACCGCCUGGACGCGCUCCAGGGCCUGCGCUGCGAGAAGGUGCAGGAACUCGUAGACCACGUCGGGCGGCUGGCGCGGGAGAGCGCGGCGGUGGACGUCGGCCGCGUGGUGUUCACGACGGGGCUCAACCUCCUCUCGCGCACCAUGUUCUCCCGCGACCUGACCAGCUUGGAGGACCACGGUGGGUCCAAGGAGUUCCAGGAGGUGGUGACCGAGAUCAUGGAGACGGCGGGGAGCCCCAACCUGUCGGACUUCUUCCCAGCGCUCGCGGCGGUCGAUCCUCAGCGCCUGCGCCAGAAGCUGGCAGGGCUGUUUGCACGGCUGCACCAGUUGUUUGACGUCGAGGUCAACAGGAGGCUGCGCGAGCGCGAUGCCUGCGAGCCCCGGAAGAACGACUUCCUCGACCUGCUGCUCGACGCCACCGGAGGAGGCUUGACCACGGCGGGGCUUGAUCGUGACACGCUCCGGUCAUUCUUCACGGAUUUGUUUGCUGCAGGAAGUGAUACAAGCUCCAGCACAGUGGAAUGGGCCAUGGUGGAGUUGCUCAGAAACCCAGUUUCAAUGGCUAAACUAAGCAACGAGCUCGUAGAGGUAAUUGGUUCAAGAAGAAAAAUUGAAGAAUCUGACAUAGGCCAGCUGCCCUAUCUUCAAGCUGUGAUUAAAGAAACUUUCCGGCUGCAUCCUCCUGUUCCAUUGUUGCUACCACGCCAAGCAGAGGCUGCAACAGAAAUAAUGGGCUAUAUGAUUCCUAAAGGCGCUCGUGUUCUUAUAAAUGUUUGGGCAAUGGGUAGAGAUAAUGACAUUUGGCCUGAGCCGGAGAAGUUUAUGCCCGAGAGAUUUUUGGAAAGUAUGAUUGAUUUUAGAGGUGGAGACUUUGAACUCAUACCAUUUGGUGCAGGACGUCGGAUCUGUCCUGGGAUGGCGUUAGCUACUAGGAUGGUGCAUCUGGUUCUUGCAUCACUAUUAAAUCAAUUCAAAUGGAGGCUCCCGGCUGAGGUUGAAAGAAAUGGUGUUGAAAUGGCUGAAAAGUUUGGCGUGACGCUUAAAAAGGCCAGCCCUCUUUGCGCAAUUGCUACACCAAUCUGACCAAGCAGACCAGUUUAAUCAGAACACCAUUUUUACAGGUUCAAUUGAUGAAUAGCCUUUCAUGCGUGGGAUUCAAAUAAUUGAUACUGUACAAUACUGUCAUUUAGCAAGAAUGUUAUUCCAGUACAGUUGUUUAAAUUAUUUGAAAUUCAAAAAAGAAAGAAUCCAAUGAUGCUACAA